Heterotrigona itama is the source of this 2383-nucleotide messenger RNA. Lineage: Eukaryota; Metazoa; Arthropoda; Insecta; Hymenoptera; Apidae. The record is from the annotation of a GenBank genome assembly.
AUGGUAAAGUUAACAGAGGAAAUGGUCGUGGCUCGGACACGAAUGUCCGAUUUUUCUGCCGUAAAGAAACUUAACUGUUGGUAAGUAGUUUGUAAGAAUAUUACUCUUUAAAUAAGUUGUCAUUUAUUCUAUUAUUAUCUAAUCAUUUUUAUGUGUAAUUAUAUUAAAAUGACAUGUUCAUUGUGAUUCUUAUUUUUUAAAAAUUUUCAGUAGUAGAAUUUGUAGUUUUUUUUUUAUAUUUUCAUUGGAAACUACAUUGUUCCAAUAAUGAAUUGGUUAGUGGAUCAUUCCAUUGUUCUAAGGAAGUUGUGAAAUAUUUUAGAUGUUAAUAGAAUAAAAGAAAUUUCUUUAUUUAUAUACAUAUCUAAUAACCUUAGCUUAAAUAAAUACAAAUUAAUAAAAUUUUAUCAUAUAUAUUUUUAUUUAAUCUAUAAUGAUAAACAAUUGAUAAAUUAUUUUGAUUUGCUUUUUUAUAAAAUAAUUUUUUAAAUUUGUUGUAAAAAUUUUAAAAAAUAUUUAUAAAUGUGUAAUAUUGCUGGAUAUUUAAAUUAUUAUUUAUUAUUAAUGUAGGGGUACAGAAUUGACUGAUGUGAGCAUUUUAAGGAAAAUGAAAAAUGUGGAAGUAUUGUCAUUAAGGUAACUAAUUAAGAUUUAAAUUUAUAUUUAUAUAUGUAUUGAACAGAAAUGUGACUUGAAAAUUCUCAUAUAAGUAAAAUUUAUAAUAGUAGUGAUCUCAGUUAUUUAUAAUCUUUAACAUUACAGAAUCUCAUAGCGCAUUCCUACUAUGGACAGGUUUAUAUAAACGUCAAGAUCAUACACAACCUACAGCUCAGAAGUUGUUCUACCCACACAUUUUGAAUUCAUUACAAUAUAUUUCAAUAUUCUCAAAGAAAAAUACUAAUACAUCUUGUUUUUCAUAAGAGAUUUAUUUUUACAUUUAGAUUUGGAAUUAACAAAAUUUCUAUUUAUUUAAUUACAAAAUCAACUGUAAUUUAAUAUCAACUGUAAUUGAAAUAAUUUAAAUAUCAACUGUAUUUAAUAUCAACUGUAAUUGAAAUAAUUUAAAUUAUUUAAGCUUUCAUUUAAAUGAAUUUAAAACAUGUUGAAAUAAUAGCAUCUAAUGUAUUUAUACAUCUAAUAUGUAAAAGUUUCAAGUACUUUAUACAUAUUUAUGUCUUUGCAUAUAAGAUAAUUACAUUUUAUUAACUUUUUUAUUAGAAUUUUAUAUUACAAUUACUUUCAUAUUUUUUAAAUGCAUUUUUAUAAUAAUUUUAAAUGCAAUUUUCAUUAAAGUUAAUUGAUUAUGAUAUGAUAUUCAAAAUACAAUUAAUAUGAACAUUUCUAUAUAUAAAAAUUAAUAUAUUUAUGCUGUAUUGCGUUAUAUUUAAAAAUUUUUUCAUUUAUUUAUAGCGUUAACCAUAUCAACACCCUUGCUGAUUUUCAAUACUGCUUAAGUCUUCAAGAAUUAUUCGUGAGAAAUAAUAAUAUUGAAGAUUUGAACGAAGUUUGUUAUCUUCAAGCUUUGCCAAAUUUAAGAAAUUUAUGGCUUGGUGAAAAUCCUUGUGCUGAAAAAGAAGGUUAUCGAUUAGCAGUUUUAAGAGCGUUACCAAAUCUACAAAAGCUUGAUGAUGAAAUAGUAUCACCUGAGGAAGUGCAGACUGCAUUGACAAGAGGCCGUGUUUUAAUUCAUCCACUUGACAUGUAUGCUUCUCCACCGCAGUCAGAUGCAGUCAGUCCAGAGAGAAGUUUUGAAGAAACACAGCAUACUCAAGAAGAGUAUCAUGAUCCAGAUCAUAGAAAUGCAAAUUAUAAUGCAUCACCGUCUCAUCAUUAUUCGCAAAAUAAUCAAUAUACAUAUGAGCAACAGAAUGGACAGUCAAAGAAUCAAAGCAAAGAUGACACUAUACGUACAGAGUCGCGCAACGUCAGUGAAAACGUGGCCACUAACACUAUUGAAAUGAUCAAGGAAUAUGAUGACCGACCAGCAAUUUCUAGACAUAAUGGAGAUUACGAUGACAGAAGAUCUUAUGCGGAAUAUAGUAAUAAUGACACAUCGCAACGAACAUACGCACAAACAUCUCCAAGAACACAAUACUCCACAAAUGAAAUUAUAGAUGAAAGACGAACAGAAAGAAAUAAUUAUGAUUAUGACAACAGACUGAAAUCUGAAUAUAAAGAACAUCAUGACCAUAGAAUAAAAUCAGAUUAUGAAGAACAACAUCAACCACCGUCUCAACAUAGACGAAUGCCGGUUCAUCAUAAUGUAGAGAGAAACUCCAACAUUUUAUCAGCUGUAUUAUGUCUAGUUAAAGAACUUGAUUACCCGAGUCUGGAAGUUGUAGAAAUGGCUGUUAGAAAUCGAAUGGAUGAAUUAGAAGAAUGA